AUGGUUGAAAAUGUCUACAGAUGGAUCGUGGACACGAAGCUCCGCGAAGACCCCAAUCCGCCUCGACUCGCAAUAUGGGGCUCUAAGAAAAUACCGUCGGGUCCCUUCUGGCUGUGGGGAUUUUCUCCCAAAAACGCACACAUGGAAUUCGCCAAAUCGGAGUUAUGGGUGAGGGCUACGAAAUACGAAAGGGAACAGCGCAUACUGGAUGCCUGGAUCAACGCAGGAUGGAGGGGCAGACAGGCCGUCUACCAGGAAAGGUUUUUCCCCAAGGUCUCAGAUCGUAAAGUGGACUGGGAAGACCUGAGGAUCCGGGAGUACAUACCAAGCGAGGUCGAGCCCAUCCGCCACUGGAUGUCCCUAGGCAAAGAAUGGACUAUCAGCCAGCGUUUCUUCAUGUUUCUGAUAAGGUUGUCGCUCUGGUUCAAGAUGCAGAAAAGAGCGAUAGCACGAGGUGAGGUUCCCGGCGAGGAGAGCGAGAGGGCCUCUUCGUCAGACGGGAUGUCCUCGCUGGAUAAGAAAAGUUUGGAAUCGGCCAUAGAAUAUGUCCGUAAAUUUCCAGGCAUAACGCACAUCAGUCCCUGGACCUAUGCUAGGCGCAGGAAAGAGGAGAAACCUGUGUGGCUGCAGGAAUGGGAACGCAGAAUGGCUGACGGCGAAUCUGGGUUACCGAAGAAAGAGUAG
Molecule: messenger RNA, 684 nt
Organism: Postia placenta MAD-698-R-SB12
Lineage: Eukaryota; Fungi; Basidiomycota; Agaricomycetes; Polyporales; Adustoporiaceae
Exons: 2
Coding region: 1-684 (227 amino acids)
Source: RefSeq, a predicted model, not a curated record